AUGUCUGCUGCAGUUUCCUCUUCCACCUCGACCGCUCCUGUACCCAGCUUGACUAAUUCUGGUUCGCAACUUUCCGUUGAACAGCAACAACUUGCUGCUCAAGCUGCGGCAGUCCAAUUCGGCGUUCCUCCUGCAGCACCUCAGGCCUCUGCAUCGCUUUACGUGGGUGAGCUGGAUCCUUCCGUAACCGAAGCUAUGCUUUUCGAAUUGUUUAAUCCGGUUGGGCCAGUUGCUAGUAUUCGCGUAUGCAGAGAUGCCGUAACCCGGAGAUCACUUGGCUACGCAUAUGUUAAUUUUCACAAUGUCGUUGAUGCGAAUAUAUCUUGCGAACGAGCUCUUGAUACCUUGAAUUAUACUGUCAUCAAAACAAAACCUUGCCGUAUCAUGUGGUCUCAACGUGAUCCUGCUCUUCGCAAGACUGGCACUGGGAAUAUUUUUAUUAAGAACCUUGAUAAAUCAAUUGAUAACAAGGCCCUUCAUGAUACAUUUUCGGCCUUUGGAAACAUUUUAAGUUGUAAGGUUGCCAUGGAGGAUUCCGCUUCUAAAGGUUUCGGCUUUGUUCAUUAUGAAACCGCCGAAGCUGCCGAUAAUGCUAUUAAACACGUAAACGGAAUGUUACUUAAUGAUAAGAUAGUAUAUGUUGGUCAUCACAUUCCCAAGAAAGAACGACAAUCUAAACUUGAAGAAUUCAAGUCAAAAUUUACCAAUAUCUAUGUAAAAAACUUGGAUCUCGAAGUAACAUUAGAUGAAUUCAGUGAACUCUUCUCCCGCUUCGGAAAAAUUACAUCCGCUGUUAUCUCUACUGAUGAAGCAGGUCACUCAAAAGGCUUUGGCUUUGUUAAUUAUGAGAAUCAUGAAGAAGCAGCCAAAGCGGUGAAUGAACUUCAUGAUACGGACUUAAAGAACGACAUUGAUGACGAAAAAUUACGCCAAGAGUUUUCUGUCUACGGCGUUAUAACGAGCGCUAAAGUGAUGAGAGACGAACGACAACAAUCCAAAGGGUUCGGAUUCGUUUGCUUUUCAUCUCCUGAUGAAGCAACCAAAGCCGUAACCGAAAUGAAUGGCCGUAUGAUUGGUAAUAAACCAAUCUAUGUUGCAUUGGCUCAAAGAAAGGACGUUCGAAAAUCACAAUUAGAAGCUCAAAUAAAUCAAAGGAAUCAAAUUCGAAUGCAACAACAACAAGCAGCUGUUGGGAUGGGGCCUGCAACUGCGUAUGGUAUGCCCGUUGGAUAUGCUACUCACCCAGGAUCUUAUGGAAUGAGAACGAAUCGCCCUACUCAUUUCUAUGGGCAAGUGUUAGGCGCAGUUCCUGGUUCAACUCCUAGUAUUCGCACCAAUAACUUUGGACAAAUGGUUAAUAAUCGACCUAAUGGUAGACCUCAAAACAACCCAUCUCAAAAUUCUGGACGAGGAAACCUAAAUGCGAACCGUGGAGCACGAAAUCAAUAUCAACCAACUUCUAAACAACAUAAUCAAUUUGGACAAAAUAACCGUGUGAGUAAUGGCCAAGGUUCAUCAAAUGCUCGUAGCAAUGCAUCUUCCUCUCAAGGAAAUGCUGCUUCUGUAGGCUCGGUAUUUGAUACCCGUAAACUUGUUGGAGUUUCACAAGAAACUCAGAAGCAGUACCUUGGGGAACAACUUUUCCCUAAAAUUUCAUCCCGUCAAUCAGAGUUAGCCGGAAAAAUCACUGGAAUGUUGUUAGAAAUGGACAAUGGAGAGUUGUUGCAUUUAUUAGAAAAUCCGGGAGCUCUCGAUUUAAAAGUCGAAGAAGCUGUUGCUGUACUAAGACAACAUGCAAUGGCCACUGGCCAAGAUUUCCCUUCUUCAGAUUAA
Molecule: messenger RNA, 1833 nt
Organism: Diversispora eburnea
Lineage: Eukaryota; Fungi; Glomeromycota; Glomeromycetes; Diversisporales; Diversisporaceae
Source: the annotation of a GenBank genome assembly